Tauraco erythrolophus (red-crested turaco) is the source of this 846-nucleotide messenger RNA. Lineage: Eukaryota; Metazoa; Chordata; Aves; Musophagiformes; Musophagidae. The record is from RefSeq and is a predicted model, not a curated record.
AUCUCUGCGGCUGUGGGCUGGCUGGUUUCCCAGUGCCCUGACUCCCUUGAGCUCUGCAGUCAGACCCUUCGGGAGUAUGUCGAAGAUGGAAUUGAUAGUGAAUUUGGCAAGCGCUUCUACCACGACUGGAAGGAGAGGCGUUUAGCUGGCCUGCCGUCUCAGGAGCCUGGGCUCAUCAUAGAGCUGUACAACAGCGUGCUGCAGUUUCUUUCAGAUGUGGCAUCCUCGGAGCACCUUUGUGACUUGUCUUGGCCUGUUACCGAGUUUUCAGAGCCUGGAGGUAACAAGCUGUUGCCCCACCUGCAGUGGAACAUGCCUGAUCACCUGGCGUGGCUGAAGAAGGCUGUGCUGUCCUUCCAGAUCCCAUACCUAGAUCUGCCUCCAUUAGGUGCUCCUUGGCGUCCUGUUUGCCGCAUGAUUUUUCAGUACGUGUCUCAGAUUGCUAGUUCUUCCCAUACUGAACCACUGAUCCAGUCCCAAGUGGAGAAUCUGCUGAGCAAAACUUACCAGAAGUGGAAGAACAAAACAUCUGGGAACUUUGAUGAAGAUGGGCCGUCUGUUGAUGAGAUCCCUUGGGAUGAUAUCUUGGCAGUCUGCAUUGAUCAUAAACUGAGAGACUGGAAACCACCCAAACUGCCUGUUGCUCCAGAAGCGGUAAGUGAAGACGGUCAGAUUCGUGUGUACUUCUUCAAGGAGCAUUUAAAGAACUUCACUCUCCCUUCUUCAUGGGAACACGCCAGACUGCGCACACAAGAGGAGAUCCGGCAAGGCCAUGAGAGUGUCCCCUCCGUUACGUUCACCUUCAGUUGCAGCCUGGACCUGACAGAUGAAUUACGUCUUAGAUGA